AUGAUCAUCCGACAUUUAACAAGAGCUCUGACGAGAGCCACAUCACUGCGAUCCUCCCGUUUGCAGCCUUUCGUCUUCCCGAGAUCGAUCGCUUCUCCUCUUCUGUCCUCUCCUACACCCAUCCGAUUCAACUCCAACACACCUAGACAACCAUACAACCCACCUGAAAUCAAGCCCAAGCCCACUCAGGAGAAGACAACAGCCGGAUCAGCAGAGAGCAGUCAAGGCAAGCCAUUGAAAGAGAAAGUAGCUCAAGCUUGGUCUACCCCUACUGGAUGGUAUCCUAUCCCUCUCGCACUCGGCGCAUUGGUCCUGCUAGUCGUACAGUAUCGUAAAUCCACGAGAGGAGAUAUCGAAGUGGAGUAUCAGAAUGAGGAAGGUGCGGUGAUUAGGAAGAAUGGUAAGAGGGUGGAUGGACCAUGGCAGGUCCGAGUCCUUGGCGCACUUCCUCUCCGAUCAUUAUCCCAACUAUGGGGAUACCUCAACGGCCUAGUCCUACCAGUAUGGUUCCGACCUUUCGGUUUCAAGCUUUACGCUACUAUAUUCGGAUGUAAUCUGGAUGAAGUACCAAAAGAUCUGAAAGAAUACGAGAGUUUAGGUGAUUUCUUUUAUAGGGAGAUGAAAGAGGGUCAAAGACCUGUUGCGGAUGCUCCGAUGGUGUCACCAGCGGACGGUCGAGUACUUCAUUUCGGUGAGAUCGUAGGAUCUCGCGUAGAGCAAGUAAAAGGUAUAACCUAUUCUCUCGAAGCUCUUCUUGGAUCUGAAUCAUCAUUGCAUGGAGAAGCCAAGUCUAUCCCUAGAAAGGACAAGGAAGGAGGAGAAGUGGUAGAUGAUGAAAAUUUUGCCAAUAUCAACGAUAUACCUUAUUCCCUCGCUUCAUUGUUAGGUAAAGGAAGUGGAUCAGAGAAUGUAGAAGAUAAAUCAUUCGACGAUUCGACUCUACCUAAAACCAAUGAAAAAGAAGUUGACGCCUCUCAUCCGCCUCAAGGACACGAACUGGGACACGAUGCGAGCGUCGCAGCUAGAUUGGGAACUUCAGCUUUGGCCAAUCAGACCAACUCUAAAGGUGAAUUACCAAGAUUAAGCAAUGAGAAAAACAAAUUAUAUUUCAUGGUGGUUUAUCUGGCUCCUGGAGAUUAUCACAGGUUCCAUUCACCGACUACAUGGGUGGUUGAACGACGACGACAUUUCACCGGCGACUUGUUUAGCGUAUCGCCAUAUAUUGCUAAUCGGAUGCAAGACCUAUUCGUAUUGAAUGAAAGAGUAGCUUUGUUAGGAAGGUGGAAAUACGGUUUCUUCUCCAUGGUCCCUGUAGGAGCUACCAACGUAGGAUCCAUCAAGAUCAAUUUCGAUGAAACGCUUCGAACUAAUACACGUAAAAUCACUCAUCCACCUCAUACCUAUGCUGAGGCUGUAUAUUCCUCUGCGUCGAUAUUGAAAGGACAACCGUUAUUGGCUGGAGAGGAGAUGGGAGGAUUCAAGUUGGGAAGUACGAUCGUGAUGGUCUUUGAAGCUCCGAGAAAUUGGAAAUUCAACGUGGAAGCUGGGCAGAAGGUGAAGAUGGGUCAGGAGCUGGGUGUUUUCGAGGAAGAGAAGCAGUGA
This is a messenger RNA of Kwoniella botswanensis, 1602 nucleotides long. Its product is annotated as phosphatidylserine decarboxylase. Gene Ontology annotation, cellular component: mitochondrion. Gene Ontology annotation, biological process: phosphatidylethanolamine biosynthetic process. Lineage: Eukaryota; Fungi; Basidiomycota; Tremellomycetes; Tremellales; Cryptococcaceae. The transcript is spliced from 4 exons. Gene Ontology annotation, molecular function: phosphatidylserine decarboxylase activity. Bases 1 to 1602 code for a protein of 533 amino acids. The record is from RefSeq and is a predicted model, not a curated record.